Molecule: messenger RNA, 315 nt
Organism: Knipowitschia caucasica
Lineage: Eukaryota; Metazoa; Chordata; Actinopteri; Gobiiformes; Gobiidae
Source: the annotation of a GenBank genome assembly
AUGACGUUCUCACUGGGUCCAGAGGGACAGGUCUUGGGUCUGGAGCGGGGACAGUCCAUCAGAGCAGACUCAUGGCCCUCACAGUGGAACGUCUGCCCCAAAGAAGAGAGCUCCCCCUGGAGGACACGAGGAGCAUUGCAGCCCAGCUCCCUGCACAGCACCUCUGCUCCCCGCAGGUCCAAGGCCCCUUCACAGACCGAGAUCCAGGACUGGCCCCAUAUCUGUAGUGAUCCAGAGCAGACACCAGCGCCUCCAACCAGCCGCACAGAGUCUGAGACAGAGAAGACUUCAUCACACUCUGGACACAGAGUCUGA